This is a messenger RNA of Raphanus sativus (radish), 1591 nucleotides long. RefSeq lists its product as uncharacterized. The coding region runs from base 218 to 1396 and encodes 392 amino acids. The record is from RefSeq and is a predicted model, not a curated record. The transcript has a single exon. Lineage: Eukaryota; Viridiplantae; Streptophyta; Magnoliopsida; Brassicales; Brassicaceae.
CUUUAUAGACAACUUCUUCUUCUUACAGAAUCAAAAUCAAAUCGAAGAUUAGUUGUAGACAUUACCAUAUUUCUUCCGCCAUUAAAUAUUUUCACCAUCUUCCUUCCUUCCUUCUCCCAACUGCCAUAGACAGCUAUUCUCCACCUCCCUCUCUUCUCUUCUCUAUCAAUCAAGAACCUCAGAAACUAACUUUCAAACCUCAGCGAAUUACUCAAAAAUGGGCUCUUCUCCUUCAAAACCCGCUUCUUCUACUUCUCCGGCGAUCCACCGAGCUCUCUCUUUCCCGACGCCGUUAGUUCACCAUCCUCCGGCAAGAAAAGGCGACACUCACCACCUCGUCUCCCUCACAUCCACCUCAUACGGUUCUCUCCUCCUCGUCGAUCUCGACGCAUCCAAAACCGCCUCCGAUCCCAUCUCAAUCUCCGGUCCAGACUCGGUCUCACGCGACUCGCUCUCUCCUGACUCGGUCAUCAACACGUGGGAGCUUAUGGACGGCUUGGACGACGACGAAUUCGAAUUCCAAAGCCCUAAUCUCGGUAAGCCUAUCUCGGAUCUUUGUCCUAAACCCGACCCGGAUCGGAAUGUGUCGGCUUUGAAACUAGACGGAUCUUACGAGUUCGAAUUCGAAAGUUCAAGUUUAGAUUCGGAUCUUUGUCCUAAACCCGACCCGGAUCGGAACGUGUCGGGUUUGAAACUAGACGAAUCUUACGAACUCGUGAGAAUCGAACAAGAAGAAGAAGAAGGUUGGGUCCCGCUGUCUUAUAAACCAAAGCAACCUCUUUGGAAGCAUUUGUCUGAAGAAUCAUUCUUGUCUGGUUUAGAUCCUAGCAUUGUCUCUCCUUACAAUAAAGAUGUGUCUUCUGAGCAAUUAAGCAAUGAUAGUAUCAAUGUCGAGGCUAUAAGCCCACCCUCUAGUGCACUGAGUACACAGGCCAAAGCAGAAGACAAGAUUGUACUCUACUUCACAACCCUCCGAGGAAUUCGAAAGACGUACGAGGAUUGCUGUUGCGUUAGAACGAUACUGAGAGGGUUUCAGGUGACGGUAGACGAGCGUGACAUCUCCAUGGAUUCGAAAUACAGGAAAGAGCUACGAAGCAUGCUCGGAGAUAAGGAGAAACCGGUUUGUUUGCCUCAGGUGUUUAUCGGUGAUACCUACAUUGGUGGAAUAGAGGAGAUUAUGAAGCUAAACGAUAGUGGGGAGUUAUCUGAGAUGUUGAUAGGUUUCCCUGCUUGUGAAUCCUUGGGGACAUGCAUGAGCUGUGGUGAUGCAAGGUUUGUGCCUUGUAGUAACUGUGAUGGUAGUACCAAAGUGUUCGAGGAGCAAGACGAAAUGUUCAAGCGGUGUUCGAAGUGUAAUGAGAAUGGAUUGGUGCGUUGUUGUGAGUGUUGUCUCUAGGUAAAAAGCUGUGUGGGUGGGGUGAAAUGGUAUUAGAUUGAUUGUGUGAAUUGUGAAGGGAGUAAGAUUACUAAGAUGGUAUUGGUUUAGUAUUUGUAUAUUAAAAUAAGAAAUGAGCUUAAUGCAAGCUAAUUAUUUACUAAGAUGGUAUUGGUUUUACUAUCCUUUGCUUUAAAUUAUGGGUGUUCAAUCCGA